GGCCCCUCCCAGCUUCACUUAUUUAUAAACCGGCAGGCGGCAGUGGGUGGCGGGCGCCUCGCGCCGACGGCCCCGAGGACGUCACCGACGUGGGUCGAGCUUCCACCCCGCCCCCGGCGCGCCUUCCCUUCUCGGCUACACGGCCGCCCGGCACCCCGACACGCUCAGACACGCGCUCAGCCCGCCCGGCCCCGAAGAUGGCCGCCUUCAAAUUCCUCUCCCCGGGGCUGCGGCUCUGCGCCUCCGUCCGCGGCUCCAGGGGCGCCUGGUCCCAGGGAUGUGUUUGCUACUUUUCUACUAGUACUCAUCGCCAUACAAAAUUUUAUACAGAUCCAGUGGAAGCUGUAAAAGACAUCUCCGAUGGUGCAAGGAUUCUGGUUGGUGGUUUUGGCCUGUGUGGAAUUCCAGAGAAUCUUAUAGGAGCUUUACUAAAGACUGGAGUAAAAGGACUAACUGCAGUUAGCAACAAUGCUGGGGUUGACAACUUUGGCUUGGGCCUUUUACUUCAGUCCAAGCAGAUAAAACGUAUGAUCUCUUCCUAUGUGGGAGAAAAUGCGGAAUUUGAACGACAGUACUUAGCUGGUGAAUUAGAAGUAGAGCUGACACCUCAGGGCACACUUGCAGAGAGGAUUCGUGCAGGCGGGGCUGGAGUUCCUGCGUUUUACACCAGCACAGGGUAUGGGACCCUGGUACAAGAAGGGGGAGCGCCCAUCAAAUACAACAAAGACGGCAGCGUUGCCAUUGCCAGUAAGCCAAGAGAGGUGAGGGAGUUCAAUGGCCAGCACUUUAUACUGGAAGAAGCGAUUACAGGGGAUUUUGCUUUGGUGAAAGCCUGGAAGGCAGACCGAGCAGGAAAUGUGAUUUUCAGGAAAAGUGCAAGAAAUUUCAAUUUGCCGAUGUGCAAAGCUGCGGAAGUAACAGUGGUAGAGGUUGAAGAAAUUGUGGAUAUUGGCACAUUUGCUCCAGAAGACAUUCAUAUUCCUCAGAUUUAUGUACAUCGCCUUAUAAAGGGAGAAAAAUAUGAGAAAAGAAUCGAGCGUUUAUCAAUCCGGAAAGAUGGAGAUGGAAAAGCCAAAUCUGGGAAGCCUGGAGGUGAUGUAAGGGAACGUAUCAUCAAGCGGGCAGCUCUUGAGUUUGAGGAUGGCAUGUAUGCUAAUUUGGGCAUAGGAAUCCCUCUUCUGGCCAGCAAUUUUAUUAGCCCAGAUAUGACUGUUCAUCUUCAAAGUGAAAAUGGAGUCCUGGGUUUGGGUCCAUAUCCACUACAACAUGAAGCUGAUGCAGAUCUAAUUAAUGCAGGCAAGGAAACAGUUACUAUUCUUCCAGGAGCCUCUUUUUUCUCCAGCGAUGAAUCAUUUGCAAUGAUUAGAGGAGGACAUGUCAAUCUCACAAUGCUAGGAGCAAUGCAGGUUUCCAAAUAUGGUGACCUGGCUAACUGGAUGAUUCCUGGGAAGAUGGUGAAAGGAAUGGGUGGUGCUAUGGAUUUAGUGUCCAGUUCCAAAACCAAAGUGGUUGUCACCAUGGAGCAUUCUGCAAAGGGAAAUGCACAUAAAAUCAUGGAUAAAUGUACAUUACCACUGACUGGAAAGCAAUGUGUCAACCGCAUUAUUACUGAAAAGGCUGUGUUCGAUGUGGACAAGAAGAAAGGGCUAACUCUGAUUGAGCUCUGGGAAGGCCUGACAGUGGAGGACAUACAGAGGAGCACAGGGUGUGAUUUUGCAGUUUCACCAGAACUCAUGCCUAUGAAGCAGAUAGCCAACUAAAAUAUGGACAUUUGUCCCAGGCUGCGUGUUUUUCAUUUCAAGCCCAUUGAAUUUAAGUGAAAGGACAUCGGUCAUCAUAACUGUAUACUUAACAAACUGUACUUGAUUAGUUUGCUUGUAGUAUUUCGGGCUUUAUUCGGCCAUAUAGACUUGGUUCUCUCAAGAGUACUUGGUAGACAUUUUAGUGAAAAACAAAAGGAAAGCAUUUAUGAUU
This is a messenger RNA of Nycticebus coucang (slow loris), 1974 nucleotides long. RefSeq names its product 3-oxoacid CoA-transferase 1 (gene OXCT1). Gene Ontology annotation, molecular function: succinyl-CoA:3-oxo-acid CoA-transferase activity. Gene Ontology annotation, biological process: ketone body catabolic process. The coding region runs from base 198 to 1760 and encodes 520 amino acids. Gene Ontology annotation, cellular component: mitochondrion. The record is from RefSeq and is a predicted model, not a curated record. Lineage: Eukaryota; Metazoa; Chordata; Mammalia; Primates; Lorisidae. The transcript has 17 exons.